This is a messenger RNA of Balearica regulorum gibbericeps (East African grey crowned-crane), 635 nucleotides long. The record is from RefSeq and is a predicted model, not a curated record. Lineage: Eukaryota; Metazoa; Chordata; Aves; Gruiformes; Gruidae.
CUGGUUACAACAAUUUGGAGGUUGCAGAGUACCUGUUGCAGCAUGGAGCAGAUGUGAAUGCACAGGAUAAAGGAGGCUUGAUUCCUCUGCAUAAUGCAGCAUCUUAUGGGCAUGUUGAUGUAGCAGCUUUACUUAUAAAGUAUAACGCAUGUGUGAAUGCUACGGACAAAUGGGCGUUCACACCUCUGCAUGAAGCAGCCCAGAAAGGAAGGACGCAGCUUUGUGCCUUGUUAUUGGCACAUGGGGCUGAUCCUACUCUGAAAAACCAAGAAGGACAAACACCAUUGGACCUGGUCACUGCAGAUGAUGUCAGCGCAUUACUGACAGCGGCAAUGCCUCCUUCCGCCUUACCGACAUGCUACAAACCUCAGGUUAUAAGUGUGUCUCAGACUACAGGUUCUACAGCUGAUUCCCUGUCUUCUGUUCCAUCCAGUCCAUCCAGUCUGUCUGCUGCAAGUAGUCUUGACAACUUGUCUGGUAGUUUUUCUGAACUUUCUUCUGUUGUUGGUGCAAACAGUGCAGAGGGAGCCACUGUUCUGGAGAAAAAAGAAGUUUCAGGUGUAGAUUUUAGCAUAAAUCAGUUUGUGCGGAACCUUGGCCUUGAGCAUCUAAUUGACAUAUUUGAGAGAGAACAG